Penicillium maclennaniae is the source of this 537-nucleotide messenger RNA. Its product is annotated as chorismate mutase. The transcript has 4 exons. Lineage: Eukaryota; Fungi; Ascomycota; Eurotiomycetes; Eurotiales; Aspergillaceae. Gene Ontology annotation, biological process: chorismate metabolic process; salicylic acid biosynthetic process. Bases 1 to 537 code for a protein of 178 amino acids. Gene Ontology annotation, molecular function: chorismate mutase activity. The record is from RefSeq and is a predicted model, not a curated record.
AUGAAAUGCCCUGCCAUCCAAGGGUUACCGUACAUCUACGGGUCCACUCGAGUUCAUCAUGAUAUUCCAACAGCUCUUUCCCCUAUUGUCUACUCCUCUCCUGGCCUUCGCCUCGUCGUCCCGACCGAAGCUUCCGGGGCCUCGUGCUAUGCAUCCCUUCUUCCCUCAAUUCCGCCUUCAACGGAUCAUCGCCCAGUACCCUGGGGCUCCCCCAGCGUACAUUUCUCUUCCUUAAACGGGACUCUCACUACCUGCUGCGAUUCUCUCGACGAAAUUCGGAACGCGCUAGAUGAUAUUGACGGAAAACUUCUCGAUCUACUCAAUCAGAGGGCUGCCUACGUACGCGAGGCAACACGUUUCAAACCGACUCGCGAUUCAGUCAAUGUACCGUCCCGUAAUGAGGAGGUCGUGCAGCAGGCUGAACAGCAGGCUGAGCACAUUGGGGUGCCGGUAAUCAUUGCCCGUGCCACCUUUGAGGCUAUUCUGAAUUCAAGCGUGCCAUUCGAACAAUGCAUCUUUGACACGAGCCACCCGUAA